AUGGCUUCGAUCAUCGAGUUGGCAGGGGAAGCCAACCCGCUGACACCGCAUAAUGUUCUCAAUGCACUCAUCUUAGCGGCGAGCUCAACCCAACAGCGGGUGCAAACGGGUACCCAACAACUCCAGAAUUGGGAGAAACAGGAGAUGUACUACACAUACCUUCAGGACGUAUUCCUAGAUCAGUCCGUCCCAUCGGAAGUUCGAUACCUUGCCAUCAUCCAGUUGAAGAACGGCAUCGACAAGUAUUGGCGAAAGACCGCUACUAAUGCCAUCAAAAAGGAGGAGAAGGAACAGAUCAAGCUCAGGGCACUCCAAGCUGGUGUCGUGGAACCUGCCCCUCUACUCGCCCUUCACAAUGCCUUGAUGCUGGCUAAGAUAAUGCGCUACGAGUUUCCUCAAGACUGGCCUGACGCAAUCUCCUCGAUUAUCGCCUUCCUCCGCUCCUCCACCCAGCCUGGCGCGAACCCGUUACAAUUACCCCGGACCCUUAUCAUUUUACUGCAGAUUAUCAAAGAGCUAUCAACAGCUCGCUUACAAAGGACUCGUGCCAACCUUCAGUCCGUGGCACCCGAGGUCUUCCAUCUGCUUGGUGGCAUAUAUGUGGAUAAGGUGAACACCUGGGUACCUUGGCUGGAGCAAGGAGGAGCUGAUGAGACAGCAUUGCUGGGGAUGAUGGAACAAAGCCUUGUGUCUCUGAAGGUUAUCCGACGCCUGGUAAUUGCCGGUUUUGAGCAUCCUAACCGGGAUAAGGACGUUCGCGAGUUCUGGGUCCUCACUCAUGCCCACUUCAGCAGAUUUCUGAACUUCGUCAAUGGCCCUGCAGCCAUUUCAGAUCCGUUUAAAAGGGCAGUCGAAAAGCAUCUUUUACAACUCUCUAAGCUCCAUGUGGAAAUGGCCAAGGACCGACCGGCCUCUUUUGCAUUGCUACCCGACAGCAUUCGUCUUGUUCAAGCCUAUUGGACUCUGGUCACUCAGCUCGGCGAACACUACAGCGAGCUCGGAGCUGACGGAGAAUCAGAGGGCAAGUCUCUAAUGGAAAAAACAGGGCUGAGAGCGCUCCUUCUGAUCAGAGCUUGUUCGAAAAUGGCAUUCAACCCUGCGCAGACAUUCAAGUACCAAACUGCAGAGGACAAGGAAGAGAAGAAGCAAUCUGUUGAACUCAUCAAAGCCGAACUUUUCACGCACGACUUCGUCGUUAGUGUUAUGGAACUCUUGGUUACCCAAUUCUUUCGAUUCAGAAAGAACGAUUUUCAAGAAUGGGAAGAAGACCCAGAAGAAUGGGAGAGAAAAGAAGAGGACAUCGCCGAGGCAUGGGAGUUUUCCAUACGGUCUUGCUCGGAAAAGCUCUUCCUUGACCUUGUCAUUCACUUCAAGGAACUGCUCAUCCCCCGUCUGCUGCACGUCUUCUAUGGCUUCGCAAGCCCCGACAACCACGACGUGCUGUUGAAGGAUUCGCUUUACUCGGCCAUUGGAUUAUCUGCAGCUAGUCUAGAACAGCACCUGGACUUCAACAAAUUCCUCGAGGCCACACUCGUGCCGGAAGUUCAACUUCAAGAGCAAGGCUAUAAUCUUCUUCGAAGAAGGAUCGCUAUUCUCCUGGGCCAGUGGGUUCCAGUCAAGGCGAGCGAGCUCAACCGAAAUGCCGUGUAUCAAGUAUUUCAGCAUUUGCUCAGUCGGAAAGACCCGUUGAAUGACCUGGUUGUACGCAUCAGUGCUGGUAGACAGCUGAAGAACGUGCUCGACCCUUUUGAGUUCUCACCGACUGAAUUCUUGCCAUAUGCUCCUUCCAUUCUCCAAGACCUGAUGUCUCUUGUUCAAGAAGUGGAGCUCUCAGAGACUAGGAUGGGCCUACUCGAUACUGUUCGUAUGGCUGUGGUCAAGAUGGAAGAUCAUAUUGCUCCCUUCUCGGACCAAAUUCUGUCUUUGCUGCCACCUCUUUGGGAAAGCUCUGGAGAAGAACACCUGAUGAAGCAAGCCAUCCUCACUCUUCUCUCGUCCCUCAUCCAUUCUCUCAAGCAAGACUCAGUUCGAUACCACUCAAUCAUCUUGCCUCUAAUCCAGAACUCUGUCGAGCCAGGCUCUGAGACCCUCAUUUACCUGCUCGACGAAGCUCUCGACCUCUGGUCUGCGAUCCUUAUGCAAACACCCUCCCCGGCUUCUCCAGAGAUCUUGUCCCUCAUUCCAGCCCUUAUGCCCAUUAUGGAGGCAGCCACGGAUAGCGCCCCACAAGCCCUUCAAAUUGUUGAAUCCUACAUUAUUCUCGCCCCUCAGGAGAUUCUCAGCGAUCGGAUUCGCUUCCCACUACUCGUCUCCCUUGAGACACUCCUGAAGAUCACCACUCGCCAGCGGCUGGGCGUCGUACCCCGUCUCGUGGAAUUGAUGCUUCGUGGCGCCGAAGCGGUAGAUGGCGGUAGCGAGAGCACCUACAACGUGAUCACCCGUUCCCUCCUCGACAGUUCCUUCCUUCCUGCCCUUUUGGAGGGACUCCACUCUGCCUACGAAGCCAGUCAAACCACGGGACCCAACCGCAAACAGACCUCCGUCUAUGGAGUUGUGGAGACGGACUAUUUCUCUGUCCUUGCACGCCUCGCCGUGGCCCACCCCAAGAUCUUUACUUCCGCCGUGGCCUCUGCCACCAACACUUCUGAGGAGCAAGCUCUCGCCUGGAUCUUGACGGAGUGGUUUCUCCACUACGACAACAUCGGUAGCAGCACCCAGAAGAAACUGCACGCCCUCGCUCUCACCCAACUGCUCACCCUGAAUGGACCCGAUUCCCAGCCUCCGACUUAUCUCCUCAACAACCUCCAGUCCUACAUGACUAUGUGGACCGACAUCGUGACCGAGCUCUCCGAAGACGCCGGUGGCACAAACCCCGACGACCCGCGCGGCGGCGACUACCUCAUCUACUGGAACAACGCCCAAACGGCCGCCGGCGACGAGCACGAACCGCCGGAGAAUGAGCGUCGUCGCGCCUGGGAUGAAAUGGACAUCCUGCACAAGGUCAACAUCCGGGAGUUCAUCCGGGAGCGUCUCCGUUCCGUCAUCGUCGCCUGCGGAGGCGAGCAGCGCUUCCAGGAGGAUUGGCUGCUGAACGUUGACCGGGAGGUGGUUGCGGCUUUCGGGGCUCUGGGCUUGCUCUGAAAGACCUAGGGGAGCGCGCCCGUUCGGAUCCACUAAUUCCCUUUCGUACAUUUUUCCGACCUUUUCACACUUCUGAUGAUCAUGUGUUGCCCUGCAUAUGCCUGCCGUUUGUUGCAUCGUAUCUAUGCAUCCCAUCUACCAUGCUUGCUCGUCAUUCUUCCGACAAAGAUUCAUUUCCCCGCCAGUUCUCUUACAUGGACAGACUGUUUUUUCCUCUCUCUCUCUCGUCAUUUUCUUUUUCAUCUUCCCCGUGUCUCUGUUGACGAUAACUGUUACCGAAAUACCCCAUACAUAUAGAUAAGUUCAUGGUUCGAAUGAAUGGAUAGUC
Aspergillus uvarum CBS 121591 is the source of this 3469-nucleotide messenger RNA. RefSeq names its product putative importin 11. Gene Ontology annotation, cellular component: nuclear envelope; cytosol. Gene Ontology annotation, molecular function: small GTPase binding. Gene Ontology annotation, biological process: protein import into nucleus. The transcript is spliced from 7 exons. The record is from RefSeq and is a predicted model, not a curated record. NCBI's taxonomy places the organism in Eukaryota, Fungi, Ascomycota, Eurotiomycetes, Eurotiales, Aspergillaceae. The coding region runs from base 1 to 3141 and encodes 1046 amino acids.